UGUGUGGUUUAGUGUUAGUUCUAAAAAACUGAUUCAUUUGAAUUAUUAUGGAUGAUUCCCCGACAGGGACGUGCGGGAGCAAGUGCACUUCUUUGCCUCUUUGGAAAAAAAUCGAAGUUUUGGACCGCUAACCGGCGGUACCAGCACUCCACAAAAAAGACAAGACAAUUGCUCCGCAUUGGGAGCUCCCAAGCUGUAUUAUCAAAGGAAGACUACAUUAUUAUUGCGUGUAUCGAAGCUAGCAUUCUAGUAGUCCCAUACUAGUACUGCCCAAGAUGGUGGUCUCACUAGCUGCCCAAGGUCCAGAGCCCGGAUCAUUGACGUUCAAAGGGAUGUCGUCUCCUUAUCACAGGACACAGACGCCCUCCAGUAGCAGCACUGAUCCGGAAGCAGCUCCAGCCACCAAACAACAAUCAUCAGCACCAUCCGCAUCCACAUCGAUCAAACGAAUGAACACGGACGAACGAAAACGAUCGUCGCUGGCGGGGAUGGCGACCCUCGCCCGUGUGAUGACCAAGUUAUCGAACAAGGUGGAUGCCUCCCGCAAUCGACUGCGAAAUUCGUCUCGCAGUGCCGGUGCCCAUGGCGAACAAAUGCGACGAGCCGCUCUUUCCGCCCGUCGUACUCGUUCCUUUUUCAACGAUCCUCAGGCCCGCCUCAAAGCGGUGCUUUCACCCGAAACGGCGCCAUUUCUGAGUUCCCGCCUGAACCAACUCAUGCCCACGCAAGUGUAUCGAUUACAAGACUUUGAUUUCAAUCUGAAUAAAGUCCUCGAAGACGGAGAGUUCUAUCAAACACACGAAGCCGUCUUUUCCAGACAACGCAGCAAUCCACAAUCACGGAAACAUCCGUAUCGAAUCAAAUUCAUUCAUCAAACCGUCAUUGGACAGUCGGACGAAGAUGAAGUGGCAUUAGAACGAGCGGCCACCAAAAUGAUGACAGAAGGACUCUAUUUGGCACAUCUGUCACAUCUCAAUAUUAUCAAAUUGCGGGGCGUCAAUUCCGGUGGACUCUCCUCCUUACAGCACGAACAACCCGAAAAUUUCUUUUUCUUGACAGAUCGAUUGGGAGAAACACUCCCCCAACGAUUGGAAACUUGGAAAAAGUGGGCCACUGCUUUGGAAAAAAUGGAACGACGGAGACGAAAUCGGGCCAAGUACCCAGCUCCUCUGGUUCCCAAAACGGGAGAGAGUUCGGCGCAAACCAUUCUACGAGACAAGUCCAUACGCACGUAUCCAGAAGACGUCAUUGUCCUCAAAACAAAUUAUGCCUUGCAGAUACUCCAUGCACUGUCCUAUUUGCACGAACGACGCAUUGUUGUGCGAGAAUUGAGACCGGAAGCCAUUGGAUUCUGUGCCUAUCCACAUCAUCAUACCGUACAACUCAUUGAUUUGACGAGUUGUCGGGAAAUUCCAAAAGAACAAACCAGCAUUCCUCCCGAACCAGAUUGGCAAUCGGCGUUGCGGCCCAAUAUGAGAACGCUCAUCAUGCCCGAUGUGUCACAUGCCACCAAUGAGUCUUCCCGGUGCUUGUCGCCCGUGGCCGAAGACGACAACCACAUGGAGGGAUUUGAAAUUAUUCAUAAUCCCAUUCAGACGGCUGAUUUUACAAUCACGACCAUUGGUGGCGGCCAAUACAGCCGAGGACUGGACGACAGCGCGUCUGUUGGACAGAGCGUCGACGGUUCUUCGCUGGCAUCCAUGUCUACUGCAGCACGGCAUCUUAAAACCGUUACCGAAGAAGAAUCGUCACCACAGCGAAUAGUACUACUCACAAGCAGCAACAAACAAUCCUCCGACACGUCCCUCCGGUCGAGUCUGAAUGUUGAAGAUCUCAUGAUGCAAGACGUCUCCAUGAUGUCUACGGAUGAGCACGGUUCGCAGCGACGCUUGAGGACUGAAGAGAGUUCUGCCACAAAAGCACUACAAAGAGAUCCUCCAAAACCAAACAACAACAACAAGAAGGAAUCAUUAGGUGGCACCGGAAGCGGAAACGAACGCCGAAAAAACAUGAGACCCUCUUUUCUGACAGCAGAACGGCAAUUCUCACUCCACAGCCUAGCGCCAGAUACAACAACGUCGGACGAAGAUUCGCAGCGACCAGACGACACUGAAAAUUCAGAAAAACAAACAGAUGGAGACAAGGUACCAGCUUCCGAUUCCACGUUUAUGAGUGCACUCGGCCAUGCCACUUGGAACCCUUCGAGAUUCGCAGCGGUGGAAGACGAUGAAUCCACGACAAAUGACGAAGCCCGGUCAUUGCCACCACGAGCAGCAGACUCCAUGAUGGAUCAUCAUCAUACAGAGGACAAGUCGUCAGGGUCAACCAACACUCACCACGAUGGCAAUGUUUUUGGAGUCAGAACAACCGUUAUGGCAAGGAGAUACAUUGCACCCGAGCUGUUUGGAGGGAUCAAAGGGGCAAAACAAGAAGGCUAUGACACACAAGCAGACAUAUACUCGUGGGCCAUGAUCUUUACGGAGCUCUUGACAGAAAAUCGACCCUACUCAUCUCGACAACUCACCCGCGAUUGGCAUCGUGUUGUGGCGGGUAAAUUACGACCCAACAUUCAAAAGUACCACUAUCCCAGAGUUGUCAAGGGUGUUGUUGAACAGGCUUGGCAAGCUCGUCCUGAUAAACGUGGUACAGCCGAGCAACUCUCCAAAUCCAUGGAACGCAUCUUGCUAAUGCUUGAAGGACGAAGCAAACCGUGGGAUAAAUCCGCCAAAGAAAAGGAAGAGUUUCAGAGAGAAAAGAACACAACUGGUAAUGCGCUAGAUCUCCUCCGCAAGUCCAGUGCAGAAGACGUCGCAGUGAGGAACAAGGCACCGACACUUCCCGAACGUGCCUCAAAGUACAAGAGAUGGAUGGCAAGGGAGCCACAAAUGUGGACUGAUCUGUGGGAUCCACGAAGCAAAAGGUCCCAAGGUGAUGAAGAAGAUAUAAUGGCGGAGAUCCAAGGCGAGAAACAGGGCCUCUUCGCAAAGAAACUGAAACAAAAAGCUACCCCCGGAAUCUAGCUGGGACUACGAAGAAGAAAGCAAGGUGCCAUUCCCACAGGUUUUUAGUUUUUGUUGAUACCGUAAAAUAUUGUAAAUACUGCAGCAAUAAUAAGAGCCAAGCAAUCAAAUUCCUCUCAAUCUGGAGC
Molecule: messenger RNA, 3148 nt
Organism: Seminavis robusta
Lineage: Eukaryota; Bacillariophyta; Bacillariophyceae; Naviculales; Naviculaceae
Source: the annotation of a GenBank genome assembly